Schistocerca gregaria is the source of this 441-nucleotide messenger RNA. RefSeq lists its product as uncharacterized. The record is from RefSeq and is a predicted model, not a curated record. The transcript has a single exon. NCBI's taxonomy places the organism in Eukaryota, Metazoa, Arthropoda, Insecta, Orthoptera, Acrididae. The coding region runs from base 1 to 441 and encodes 146 amino acids.
AUGGCGGCUCGUGCUGCUCCAGACGUCGCUUCUCUGUCAAGGAUGGCUGGAACAGUGGCGGCCACACUGGCGGCCCUUAGUCCUCCAGGCGUAGCUGCUCUGUCGAGGAGGGCUGAAACAGAGGCGUCCACACCGGGGGCCCGGUCUGCUCCAGAGAUCGCUGCUCUGUCGAGGAAGGCUGGAACACAGGGGGACACACUAGCGGUCCCUGCUCCUCCAGUCGUCGCUGUUCUGUCGAGGAAGGCUGGAACAGAGACGACGAAAAUGGCGGCCCGUGCUGCUACAGACGUCGCUGCUCUGUCGAGGAAGGCUGGAAACGAUGCGGCCACACUGGCGGCCUGUUCUGCUGCAGACGUCGGUGGUCUGUCGAGGAAGGCAGGAACAGAGGUGGCCACUCUGGUGGCCCAUGCUGUUCCUGACGUCGCUGCUCUGUCGAGGUAG